Molecule: messenger RNA, 4176 nt
Organism: Anastrepha obliqua
Lineage: Eukaryota; Metazoa; Arthropoda; Insecta; Diptera; Tephritidae
Product: protein phosphatase 1 regulatory subunit 12B
Exons: 6
Coding region: 16-4176 (1386 amino acids)
Biological process (GO): protein localization to ciliary inversin compartment
Cellular component (GO): ciliary inversin compartment
Molecular function (GO): protein binding
Source: RefSeq, a predicted model, not a curated record
CAGGGCAACUUGGCAAUGGUCAAUUUGCUGCUGGCGAAUAAAGCCGACGUGAAUGCGGUCGAUAACGAGGGCCAUUCUGUGGUGCAUUGGGCGACGGUUUGCGGUGAAAUAGAGGCUUUACGUUCGGUGUUGGCAGCUGGUGCGAAUAUCGCGAUUUCUGACUUGAAUGGUGGUACGCCGCUUCAUUACGCAGCGCAGAUGUGUGGCGCCAGUGUUGACAGCAAAAUGGGUCAGGCUAAUGCCACUAAGCUGGCAUUUGAGAUACUCGGCAUUCUGCUAACACACCCGCAUUCCAGCGUUGAUGUGCAGGACAAGGAUGGACGCCAGCCAUUACUGUGGGCUGCUUCGGCGGGGUCAGCGAAGGCUGUCGUUGCAUUGGUAAAGGCUGGAGCACGUGUGGAAAGCGCCGAUAAAGAUGGGUUGACGGCGCUGCAUUGUGCGGCUUCGCGCGGUCAUACCGAGUGCAUCGAUACGCUGAUUAGUCUGUGUGGUGCACCCACUGAUCUGAUUGAUUCGAACGGCUGUACGGCGCUGCAUUAUGCGGUGACAUUGGGACAUGCGGAUGCGACGGCACGUUUAUUGGAUUUAGAUGCGGAUCCGAAUCGGCAGGAUCGAAAGGGGCGCACACCGGCACAUUGUGGCUGUUCGAAAGGACAAUUCGAAACGGUUAAAAUGCUAAAGGAGCGCGGCGCUAAUCUGUGGUUGCGAAAUGCUAAGGGUGAUCUACCUGUGCACGAAGCCAGCUCAUCGGGAAGGAGAGAGCUCGUCGAGUGGCUGUUGGAGCAGCGACCCAAACAAGUCAACACUACAAGCAAUGACGGGCGUAGUCUUCUACACAUUGCCGCUCUCAAUGACUACACUGAUGUGUGCAAAACUUUGUUGGACUACGGCGGAGACAUCAACGCCAUAUACCGAAAUAGUAAAGGUAUUGUGUUUACGCCACUUGAUUGUGCUUUGCAAAAAGGUCACCGAUCUACUGCCAAAUUUCUACAGUCACAUGGCGGUUUGCCCUCUAGUAAGCUCCGUUUGGCGGCACGCAGGUCUAAUCCUUUUCAGGAAGUUAGCACUGAUAUGGUGCGUCCGUUGCGAUAUGUGGAAAAAGAAGAGCUACAUGACUUGCAAAACUCUAAGAAGUAUGUCGUGUACUUGAAACACUCGGAUUCGGAUUGUGCUGGCGGGGAAGGCGAUAGUAAUUGUAGCUGUCAUGAAAGAACAUACCGCAGAGAACAGAAGUUUGCACAUACCUGCCGUCGGCACCAGCGCAGCAGGCGACAAGCACGCAGACGCACCAGCAGCUGUGGAGAGCCAAAAGACAGUCAAGGACACGGUAGCGAUGAAGUUGAUAUAUGUCGUUCUAAGAGCAAUAUCGAGAUAAGGCGUCGAAAGUCACGUGAACGCUAUGCGAGUUCAAGCGAAUGGGAUGACAAAGGUGAAGGAAACCAUGAUGACGAUGAAGACUCUUGCGAAAAUUGCUGUUAUCAUAAACGCCAAAAACAGCGGGUCAUACGUAGAAAGUCAAUAUCACGGCGUCGGUCUAAAGAGGGAGGUGAUCGCAGCAGCGAGAAAGAAUCAUCACCGGAGAAACGUAGAGUAAGAGAGGUGGAGGUAGAGCGGGAGAAAGAGGAAAACAUACAAGAGCCAACAUCUAAACCGAAAGAUGGCAAGGAAAAGGAUGCAGGAAGGGUUAGUCGCCAACAAUCUGCAACUACGCGUGCAGCAACAACUAUACUUGGCGACGCAGGAAAGGAAGCAACUUUUAUCAAGUCUUCGGAGAACUUCAAUGCAAAUAUGCAAUCGCAAUCUAUGGAACUAACGGAUGAGGAAGAGAAGCCGGCCGCUGAAUUGGUAACCACAAAAGUCGAUGUGCAUCAUGAAGAGGAUGCAGCUAACCUGCAGCAGGAAGAGGAGACUGAGGAGAAACCACAAGACGAUAAGGUAACGGACGACGAGAAAGAUUUAAGCGUACUGGCAGAUGAGAUGAGAAAAGAAGUCGACCAGGUAGUGAAAAUAGCUGCCCUUGCACUAGAAAGCGAUACGCAGAAUGCUGGAAAUGGAAAUGGUGAGAAAUAUGAGAACAGUGAAAAGCCAGAAGAUGAAGAGGACAAACAGUUAGUAGCACAAGCGGAGGCUGCUGUCAGAACAGAUACUGCAAAAACUGAUGCACCUACACCACAACUCGAAGUGACGGAAGUAACUAAAACCGUACCCAGUGUAAUGGAAACUCCAGCAACGCCAAUACCAACACCAUUGCCAAGUCCCACACCAGUAGCAGCUGAUGAGGCAGCUGCUUCGACUGUUCCCUCCACUAUGCUCGCACAAUCUGUGGAAUCACAUGCUUCCACAACUGAAGUGGAACCGGUUGAAUCGUCAACCAUUCCUACUAGUACCGCUGUGUCGGCUACAGAUGCUACAAAUGUUGCAACUGCCGCUCAAGCAUCGGCGGAUGCACGCGCAGAUGGCGGAGCUGACGUCGUAAAAAAUACAAUUCCAAGUACAACGGCAACCGAAACAGCAUUAGUAACUGACCACACUGCACUUCCAUCCGACUCUACUUCCGAACAACCACAACCACAGCCCCAGCCACAAACGCAAGCACAAAAACCGCGAGAACAAGAAACUCGGCGUUCGUUUACACUAUUGCCAUCGGAUUCAGCUGAAGAUGAUGCAACCGAAGAAGUAGCGCGCAAAUCAAGCUUCCAAAUUUUGAAAAGCGAUGAUUCCGCAGGAGAAGGGCUGAGCGGUGGCGCUAACGGUCACCAUAAAGAUCACGAAUUUAGCGACACUCAGAUUUUUAAAAUAGUUUCUGAGCCACAAACGCAUUUGGGAAAGCCAUUCCACGAACUGGAAGCAAGUUCAGCUGAAGACGAGCAUAGACUUGCAGGUGCCGACUAUGAGCACGAAGAUCACAUGGAUGACGAAGACGAUAAGGAGGAGUUUAGUAAGAGCGCAGCUGACAUUCGCAAUCGUCAUGGUGUGGGUGGUAUUGAGGGCCCUUUACCCGCUAGUGCUGUACUCGGCGUCUACGACUACAGCAAUGGACGUAAGCGUCGCCUAAAGAAGCGGAUCAAGAGUGGACCGAAAACGCGCAGCAGUUGGAAAAGCAAAACCGAUGACGAGGGUGGAAAUGUGCAACAGACUGGCAGCUAUGCACAUGCCACACAAUCAAGCAAAGAUCAGGACUCGGGUUUCGAGCCAAGUCCACGCGCAAUGAAGAGCAAGAUACCGACACCGAGAAAUGUGUACACUGCACAUGUGCCACGUCGCCACAUCUACGCCACGCUCGAUGGACGGUCGUGCAGCAGCCGACUUGAGGGACGAAAGCCGGGCGAUCGGGGUGCAUGCGAUAUGACAGCGGUAACGCGGUCCAUUCAACGCAAUAUCAGGAGGUAUUACAUGGAACGAAAAAUUUUCCAACACCUGCUGGAAUUAAAGUCACUGCAAAUACGUUCGACUAAACUAAAUGAAGCUGUAUUGGUGAAGCGUGCCGUCGACGAUUACCACAAAUCAUGUGCGGCUCUUGGCGGCGAGACUGGCACGCGCCUGCGGCGUUAUCCAUUCAGCGAAUACACAUUCAAGAAUUUUGAGUUGUUCCUCUACGAAACACUGAAAACGCUGCAAAAGCCAGGCACCUACAAUUUUCAGAAUAUCAAUGAGGUUUAUGAGGAGGCGGAACGGCGCUUGAGUCCCGAUUACAACGCAUACGAGAAGGCACUCCAAUGCACCACAAAGACCCACCGUUGCCUCCAUGCGGCACACGCAUACACUGGCAUCCCGUGCGCUGCUUACAUACCCAUGAUGAACCAUCAUACGAUGCCCAAGUUUGGAUUUGGCCCCUAUAAGAAGACGGGCGUGGGGAGUUUCUAUCUGCCAAAGAUACUUACGAGUGGCGGAUGUGGUGCAAGCGGAAGUGGUUGUGGUGGCGGCAAAGUUGCGUUGGAGCUAUCACAUGGCAAGAGCAAACAACUUAUUUCCCUGCCGUCGGACAAGUUGGACAGCAAUAAGCGCUACUACGUCACAUUUACCGUAAAGGAAUCUGGUGGUGGUGGUAUGUUGGGCGCGACGGCUACAGGGAGUGGCGGUGUCACUGCUGCGGUUCAAGGAGAUGCCGGCGGUGUUGUAGCCGAUAAACAGCCAAAUGCAGGAUGCUGCGGUGGCAACGAUGCAACCGGAAAGUAA